UAUGAAUGAAUAAAGAGGAAAGGAACGUAAAGUAGCAUUCAAGCACACUUCCCGAGAGGCUAAUGCAUCAACACUGUACAGGAUUCCCUCCUUUCUUCUUCUGCUUCUUCUUCUACCUUAUUUUCUCAUCAUUUCUGUAAUGGUCCCUUUGCUUAAAAAGUUGAACUGAAUGCUCUGUUUUCAUUGAAUGGUUUCCAUUUCAUUGUCCAAUCGAUUCAGGUUACCUUUUUAUUGGGCUUAAAGAUUACUAUUUUGUUCGCUUUUCACUCUCUCCUCUGUUUUAGAGCUUUUCUUCAGCUUCACUUGGGUUUCGUUUCUUCGACUGAAGAGGUCUGAUUUACGAGUGUUUCUUUUUCUUUUUGCAGUUUUUUACAUGAGUGUGAACCCCUUUUAUCCAUUUUAUCUGUUUUGAUGAAAAAAGGGUUUUGGGUUUGGUGUUAGGGUUUUAGUGUUUUUGGGGGGAAAAUCAGUGUUAAUGGUGGAAAUGUUCAAUUCAGGGAAGUGGGUGGUUUGAUUUGAUUGUCUUUUUUUCUUUGUUUAAAUGGGUGCGGCAAGCUCAAAAUCUGAGAGGAGUGAAGCUCUGAGAUUGUGUAAAGAAAGGAAAAGAUUUAUAAAACAAGCAGUCGAUUCUAGGUAUGCACUAGCAGCUGCUCAUGUUUCGUAUGUUGAAUCUUUGAGAAAUAUAGGCAUUGCUCUUAGGAGAUAUGCGGAGGCUGAAGUGUUGAUAGAAUCAUCUCUAUCAACUUCAGCUACUGAGCUUGAUAAAACUCCGUCACAUUCGUCGUAUCCAUCACCUUCACCAUCUCACGUUGGUGGGGUUUCAGAUUCUCCUGUUCUAAAUGGAAGUCCCCUUUCACCUCCUAUUGCUACUAGGUUGAGUUACAUGCGGUCUGCUGGACCUACUGCUGUCACUGUUAAGGUGAGUCCACCUUCAACCAAUAUGUAUGUAGAUGAUGUUGAUUUCUUAACCCCAUUACCCCCACCCCCACCGCCAGAUUCAGGGUCUUGGGAUUUUUUUGACCCUACAGAUAAUGAGAGCUUUAGGUUUGUUACACAUAAUGGUAGGCAACUGAACUUUGAUGAACUUGGUGAAAAAGAUAAUGAGGGUGACAAUGGGAUUCAAGAAGAGUUCUUGACACCUAAAUCUGAACCUAGAAGCAAUAAUGGUCAUGGUAAAUUGGAAUUUCAUGAUUCUAGUUCAGUUAUGCCUAAGAGGGCUGAGAAUAAUAGUCAGCAAGUAGCUGGUGGUGAGGGUAAUAACGUGAGCAGUGAGCCGAAAGCAAAUGGUUCAGUUGGGACUACGAUUGGGAAAUCUGCCUUGCAAGUAUCUGGUUCAAAGGGAGACAAGCCUUUAGUGGAUGAAAGAGAGGAUCCUUCAGAGUUCAUAACUCAUAGAGCCAAAGAUUUUCUUUCUAGCAUAAAGGACAUUGAACAUCGAUUCUUUAGAGCAUCUGAAUCCGGAAAAGAGAUUUCAAGAAUGCUCGAAGCUAGCAAAAUCAGAGUUGGGUUUUCUGAGGCCAAAGGAAAAUCUUCGGUGUCCGCCUAUUUGUCUUCUAUGGGCUCAGGUUGCUGCAGAAGAGUGGGUGAGAACAUGGCUGGUGAAGCAGACCAUGUAACAAAGGUGAUUAUCUGGAAGAGGACCACAUCCUCUAGAUCAUCUUCAUCAAGGAAUCCUCUUAAUAGCAAGGAUGACAAUGAUGAUAGUGGAAGUGAUUUUGUCGAAGAUUUUUGUAUGAUAGCUGGAAGCCACUCAUCCACCCUUGACAGAGUAUAUGCAUGGGAGAGGAAACUCUAUGAUGAAGUGAAGACGAUUGAGUCAAUCAGGAGAGAUUAUGAUCGGAAGUGUAACCAACUUAGGCAUCAAUUUGCCAAAGAUGUUAGUGCCCAAAUAAUUGACAAAACACGGUCAGUGGUGAAGGAUCUCCAUUCACGCAUCAGGGUGGCUCUAUAUUCAGUUGAUUCAAUAUCAAAGCGGAUAGAGAAAAUGAGGGAUGAAGAGUUGUUGCCUCAAAUUUUGGAACUUAUCCAAGGAUUGAUCAGAAUGUGGAGAGCGAUGCUUGAAUGCCAUCAUGCUCAGUAUAUAACCAUUUCUCUAGCAUACCAUGCCAAAGCUUCGGCUUCUAGUCCCCAGGGUGAUGCUCAAAAGCUGAUUAUGAGUCGGCUGCAGGAUGAAGUAGAGUGCUUUGGCUUGAGUUUUGCCAACUGGAUUAACAGCCAUACUUCAUAUGUGGAAGCUCUUAACAGCUGGCUGCAAAACUGCAUCCUGCAACCACGUGAGCGAACCAAAGGCAGAAGAGCAUUUUCCCCUCGACGAGUUUUAGCCCCACCAAUAUUUGUGCUUUGUCGUGACUGGUCCACUGGGAUUAAAUCUCUGCCUUCUGAAGAGCUUAGUGAUGCCAUCAAGGAAUUCUUGUAUGACCUGCGGCAUUCAGUUGGACACCACUCCGAGGAACUGCAAAAGAAAGAAACUACUCCUGAACCAGGGAAUGAGGAAUUGGAAGUGAAAGAUGAAGAGAAGAACGAUGAUAAGUCAUCAAAUUUGAAUUGCAUUCACUCGAGUUUAACAAAGGUUCUGGACCGUCUGACCAAGUUCUCGGAGGCUUCUUUAAAGAUGUGUGAAGAUAUCAGGCAGAAAUGCGAUACAGCUCGAAAUGCAUAUCUGAACUAUCGACCAGCACCAAGAUCCUUUAGUAUAUGAUUGCAUUAUGAAAAUAUGUUAUUGUAAAUCAAAAGUGGCUAAGAAGAUUAUGCCUUCUCUUUUUGGUGGAAAAUAGGUUACUAAUUUAACUGAAAAAGUAGACUGUUCAGUCAGUUUAAUGAUUAAAUAUCCAUUCUACUUGCGAGUUGCAUCA
Molecule: messenger RNA, 2852 nt
Organism: Solanum tuberosum (potato)
Lineage: Eukaryota; Viridiplantae; Streptophyta; Magnoliopsida; Solanales; Solanaceae
Exons: 5
Coding region: 542-2698 (718 amino acids)
Source: RefSeq, a predicted model, not a curated record